Messenger RNA from Trifolium pratense (red clover), 1194 nucleotides. Its product is annotated as E3 ubiquitin-protein ligase SINA-like 10. NCBI's taxonomy places the organism in Eukaryota, Viridiplantae, Streptophyta, Magnoliopsida, Fabales, Fabaceae. The transcript has 3 exons. The record is from RefSeq and is a predicted model, not a curated record. Gene Ontology annotation, molecular function: zinc ion binding; protein binding. The coding region runs from base 139 to 1188 and encodes 349 amino acids.
CCUUCUUUAUCUUUGAUUUUGCAUGUUAUUUUCAGAUCUAGGGUUUGUGGUGUCGGCGUUGCUUCAAAACGACGACCGCUAUAGUUGCUCUACAGAAGACCAAAAAUCAACAGCUCAAAUAGAAUUGUACUUGGUGUAAUGGAGGCAAGCACCCAAGAGUCUGUUGAUUCCACAGAAGAUUUUAAUAAUUAUAGUCCCAUCACUGUGAUGAUUUCGGACCCACAUGCGUUCGAUUGUUGCAAUUGCUGUCAAUCCUUGACCAUUCCCGUCUUUCAGUGUGUUAAUGGUCAUAUUGUUUGCUCCAUCUGCUAUAAUCAACUUCAACAAAAGUGUCUCCAAUGCUCGAAUUGCUUAAUACGUUGUAGAGCCUUUGAGAAUCUAUUGAAAUCUAUCGAAAUGUUUUGCUCGAACGAAAAAUAUGGGUGCAAGGAGAGGAUAAGUUACAUUAGAUAUAAGGAGCAUGUAGAAGAAUGCAUUCAUAUGCCAUGUUACUGCCCCCUUUCAAGUUGUGACUUUGUUGGCUCAUCAGAAGUGUUGUACAAUCAUUUCAGGCACCAACACGAGGAUUCUCGAAUCAAAUUUUCUUAUGGUCACUACUUCAUUGCCACCUUCAAGUUUAAUAAUGAAACAAUUGUGCUUCAAGAGGAAACUGAUUGCAAACUAUUUCUUCUCAAUAAUAGAGUUGUGACUCUGGGAAAUGCAGUCAAUAUUAGCUGCAUUGGUCCUUACUAUUCUGACCAACGCUAUCAAUGUGAUAUUUUGGUUAGGUCCCAAAUAUGCACUCUACAGUUACAUUCUUGUCUGAAGAACGUUCAACGUGUUACUUUAGCAACUAUUUCAUCAAACUUUCUAUUGAUUCCAUUUGAUCAUUUUGCUUGUUCUGAAUUUUUACAGCUAGAAAUUUGCAUAACCCCCAAGGUUGCGGUGCAGAUGCAAAUAUUGUUAAGGACCUUAGCUGGACAAAUGAUCCCCCUGAGCGUGGAGAGUUCAGACACGAUAGCCGAUGUGAAGGUGAAGAUUGUAAAUAAGUUAGGGCACCAACCAUACGAACAACAUAUGAUAUUUUCUGGUAGAAGGCUAGAUGACCACCACACCAUCGCCUAUUAUAACAUCCAAGAGAAUUCUAUCAUCAAUUUCAUCCCCGACUUAUGGGGGGCAUCAGCUGCGAAUAUUAAUAAGGACCGCUGAUGAUGG